Messenger RNA from Physcomitrium patens, 2562 nucleotides. RefSeq lists its product as uncharacterized. Gene Ontology annotation, molecular function: ubiquitin protein ligase activity. The record is from RefSeq and is a predicted model, not a curated record. Gene Ontology annotation, cellular component: plasma membrane; nucleus. NCBI's taxonomy places the organism in Eukaryota, Viridiplantae, Streptophyta, Bryopsida, Funariales, Funariaceae.
UACUGCUGGCUUCUUCUUCUUCAUCUGUGUCGUCGUCGUCGAUUCAGUCGUGUUUUUGGUGGUGUUCGACCUGGUCAUAAUUCAGGGCUCCAUGCUGAGCUUAAUCAUGGGACCCCUUCCUCCUGCUUCUGUGCUUUGUUGCUUAGUGUUGCUGAUUUUCUAGCGCCGUCGCAGGGUCCGUUUUGCCAUUGUCCUUACCUCAUGAGCUCUCGUUAUUUCCCUCGUGGGUCUUGGUAGCCUUGGUAGCUCAGCCCCCCCUCUGUGCCCAGUUGCGUUAAUCUGUCUCCUCCUGUGGAUUCCUCCAGGUAGGGCGAUCCUAUGGAUUCAUCGCUCCUCCUGGGCGCAGCAGGAGCGCCCGUGCUGGAACAAGUGUUGCAUCCUUGCCCUUCCCUCGUUCACCAGGCGCUACGGUUGCGUUCUUUUGUGCCAGGUGAGUUCGCCGACGAAGACGGCGACACUGCUACCCAAUUCAUCCUCGCGGACAAGCCUCCCCACUCUUUCUCUCCCUUUGCUUCGCGUCCCGAACCCGUCCUUCCCGUGCCCUUGCCGGAUUGGGAAUCCAAUUUUGUCGUUCUUUCCGACGAUGACGAUGACGAUGACUAUCCCUCUUUCGUUUGUGACCUUUGUCACCAGAGCGCCCCCUUAAAUUCGGUCUUCCUGCUUACUUGCCCCUGCUUGUUCUGUGUCCCCUGCUUGCGAGCGCACGCUGAGUCUGUGCUCGUGAAGAAAGCAACUCAAAUUGGUCUCAAAAAGGAUCCUCUCAAUGACGGUGCGUCGACGGAAAAGGUAGCAGGGUCGAGCAAGGGAUCGAUCACAAUCGACGAUUCAGCUGGACAACCGUUGGAAUCCAUUCCAUGCCCAAAGCCGGAGUGCAUUGGGCAGUUUUCUUUCUCAUCAGCACAGCAGCUGGCACCCGAAGCUUUCAGAAUGUGGGAGGACGCGGCAAUUGAUGCCUUUUUCAUGGAAAACGCUGCAUUCGUGAAAUGCCCUGGGUGCAAAGUUGUGUUUGAGAAAGUGAUGGGAGUUCUUCCACCUGGAGUGGCACUCACAGGAGUACCAGAGCUGGACAGGACAGCACCCUUUAUUGAACUCGAUAACGAAGGUCGGCGAUUAUCAAGGUCAGCCAUGUGCCAUAAGUCCACAAAUCGAUUUCGUUGUAGUAUGUGCACAACUGAUUUUUGCGGGGCUUGCAUGGAGUUCCCCUAUCACUUGGGAAGGAGCUGUGAGGAGGUAGCAGAAGAAAAAGUCGCAGCCAAGUGCUUGUUUUGCGAAGCCUCAUUGCGAGGUACUCGAAGUUGGUAUGAUGAGAAGGAUUUGAAUCUUAGGUCUGUGAAGGAACUUCAGAGUCAACUGGAAAGGGAGGAUGUUGAUGCCGCUUGGUGUGUUGAGAAAGGGGACCUUGUGGCUGUGCAUCGAUUUGUGGCCGGUAUUUGUGAAGCCAAAGAUUGUCGCAAACGUGCACGCUUUUCAUGCACUAGAACUUUGGAAUGUGGUCAUCAUUGUGGUGGUGUGCGAGGUGAACGAAUUUGUCUUCCUUGUUUAGAGGAGAAAUGCAAAAGCGCAUCUAAACAUUUGGGAAGGAAAUUCUUGCCUGCUGCGACUGAUUUGUGUGGCAUAUGCCUCACUGAGCCUCUUCAACGUGCACCCGCAAUACGAUUACAAUGUGGGCAUGUAGUGCAUUUGCAUUGCGCAAAACAGAAGCUUCUGCAGGGUUAUCCGGGUCCAGCAAUAAGCUUUGGCUACUUAAACUGUCCCCAGUGUCCAAGACUCAUGCAACACGCGAGCUUGGAUGCAGAUACGCGCAAGCAUCUGGAGUUGCUGAGGCUGGUGAGAGAGAAGGCCAUGAAGAGGUUGACUAUGGAAGGUUUAUUGAAGACUGCUGAAGAGCUCCAACCAGGUGGCAACUUUGUAGGAAGACCAUCUGAGUAUGCUCUGUACAUAUAUCAAUACUACAUGUGCUCCAAGUGCCGUGUUCCUUACUGUGGUGGCAAGCGUGAUUGCUUAAGAAUUGAAAGAGACGGGGAGAACGGAGCACAUAACCCAUUGGAUUUGAUUUGCGGCGGCUGCUCAGCUGCUGCAUGUGGGCAUGGUGUGUGCGCUAAAGGACACGGGAAGGAGUACAUAGAGUUUAAAUGCGCGUACUGUUGCUCUCCUGCCACAUACUUUUGCUUUGGACAGACUCAUUUUUGUGACAAUUGUCAUAACUCGAGGCCGGAUAUGGUUAGAAAUCUUGCAUUAUCACAGUGCCGGGGGCCUGAAUGGUGUCCUCUUCGGGUACCCCACUUACCGAAUGGGCAAGAAUGUUGCCUGGGGUGUUCUAUGUGCCGAUUCACUGGUCAAUGACACAUGUUUGUAACUAGACGUCCUUUGUACUCUUAGAACAAAACGCACUCAUUAUAGUCCAGAGAUGGGGGGUUUGAUAAUUUUGUUUCUAUAGUUCGAUAUCAUAGCAUCAGUUGGAAAAAGAGGCACCGUGUACAAUUAUGUGUUUCGCUCAUGUCCAAAUCUAGGCUUUUAUCAACACAACGAUGAUUCUAGGGAGCUUAUCUUACUUGGUCUGAA